UUUAGCAGGCUAGCCAGGAUUGGCUACAACAAGCACAGACGUCUCUAGUGAACUCACUCAUUUUGGAAGUGCAAGUGUAACCCAGUGACUAUAUGGAUCAGUAAGUGGAUUUCUCCUCGAGCGAAUGGCUGCCUGCCCAUCUGGACGUGCACGUAAAGCCCAGAUUACACAGAGUAAUGGUGAUGCAGCAGGGGUCAGUGAGAGGGGAGCAGACAGAGCUCCUCGCCAGUCUGAGGCCACGUGUUGGAGAUUGAUGUACAGUAGAGCUCAGGAACCUGCUGUGACCAAGUAUCGCUUUAACUGAUCAACCUACUCGCUUAACAGAUUUCCUAGAGAAAGCAUUUUGGUCUGAUAGGAACAGAUACAGCAGGGCCAUCAAGGCAGUAUAACAGGUUGACAGGUGAUACAAGUGAUCUGACGAAGGAAAACUGGGGAGUGUUUCUCGAUUUUACUGGAUUAAUGGAAUUUUAUGAGGGCUGUAGAUGCUGGUGUGACGAUAACUGAGUAAACAUGUAUGGUUUUAGACUGGGUCUUUUUCUUCUGAUCACUACAGUGGUGACCGCUGAGGUGCAGCUACAGCCUCUGAAUGCAGCGGUGCUCCGUGGGUCGAAGGCUCGGUUCAACUGCAGCACAACUCAGCCCCCAUCCGUCAUGACCUGGAUGGUCAACGGGCGCUUGGUUGUCACCAUUCUGCAAGCAUCUGAGGUGUUUAACAGCACAGAUCGUUAUUCUGCCACAAAUUUCACCACGCCUGGAAAUUACAGAUGGGAGAUUGUAAUUAGCAAUGUGCAGAGAGAUGAUGCGGGUGAAGUCACCUGUCAGGUUUUGGGUGGAGCGGCUAGAAUGGCCACACUGUCUGUACAAGAGCGCGGCAGCGUGGAGAUCGUAGGUGGAAAUCAGACCAAAACGGAAGGAGCUCAGACGGAGUUUCAGUGCCGGGCCGUGGGCUGGUUUCCUGAACCCAACGUGUCCUGGUCUGUUAAUGGAGUGGCAUAUUCCUGCAACACAAGCUCUGUAGCACAGGGAAAUCUGUUUAACUCCAGCUGCACGCUGGCGGUCACUGCCGUCAAAAACUCUUCUGUUCAGUGUCUGGUCAAGAUACCAGCCCUGAGCACACCGGACAGCAACACUGUCUUCCUGACCGUUGAAAAGCUUGCUAAAAGAGACCAGACUGUGUUGAUCGCUGUCACUGUGGCCUUCAGUGCUGCGGCUCUAUUGUUUCUAAUCAUCUACGGAAUUGUUUUCUUCUGCAAGAGAAGGAAGAAAAAGUCAAGCUACCAGGAGGAACUCAGGAGGGCACAAAUCCAGUCCCAGAAUAGGACCCCUGCCACAGAAAAUGUGCGAGGAUGGGACAACCGAGGAUAUAUUGGAGACGGGCAUGAUGGACACGCCAAUGGAGGAGUCUGGUACACAAACCACUCUAACAAACAUCAGGCGCCUGAUGGCUUUUUUCAUGAUGGUCGCAGGAACCACAGACACAUGACCAUCGUCUAGAGACUAGAUCUGACUAGAUGUUGGACUUCACAGACAGCAGGUGUUCUGUCUCUCUUGCACAUAAAAUGUUUUUUUUAAGUUUAAUUACAGAAGAAAGAGAGCCUGAAGGACUUCAUAUCAGCACUUGAGGUGAUCUGUUUCACCUCCACAGGAUUAUUUAUUAGAACACAGAAGGAUUUUCUUGGUGAUCUCAGACUUUUGGACCCCACUGAACACUGUGGAUAAUCGCCAUCGGAGCGUGUUUCAGGGCUUUAACAGAUAAAGGGGUUGGUUAAGAUCUGCCAGAAAUCACUUGUCUGUUUACUUAAAUAAACCAAUAUGACAGAAAUGUUGAUUAAUUUUAAAGUCCUUGCAUGUGUAUAAUGCAUUCAUCAGAUGCUUGCAUUUCCACAGCAGGUUUGUUUGAAUCUUCCCGUUUUCUCCAGAAUCAUAAAAUCAUCAGCAUAUGGCACCACACACCCCGUGAGAGUUUUGCUUCCUGUUUUUAUAGCUACUUACAAUUAAACCAAAGAUUUUACAUCAGAAGUGUUUAGAGAAGAUCAUCUUGUGUGACACAUCAUGCUUCACAGAGUUAAACAAUUCAUCUAAACCUCUGGUUUUUAACUCCCCACAGAGGAGAACUACUUAAACUCUAAAAUUACAUCAUACAGUGACAUGUCAUGAAAUGGCCUGGAACUAUGUGAUCCUUAUUAAUGCAUCAAUCAGUCACUUAAUCAAUAUCAAAAUUAUAAAGACCUUGUGUGUAGUUUUCUCUUAUCUGCGUUUCACGCAUUUUAACAGCACUAAAAUCCAUAAAAUGGAUAAGAAGUUUGAAAAAAUGUUUUUAAAACUGUUAUUAAUGUAUAGCAAAAUUGAUUAAAUGUUUUAUGAUUUUUUUUUUUUUUUUUUUUUUUUUAAGCAUGAACCUCACUUUUUAUGCUUAAAACAAGAAAAAUAUGCCAGUGAGAUAUGAAGAAUGUAUUAUACUUAAAUCUAAAUUAAUUCAAAAUAAAUUAUAUUUUGCU
Onychostoma macrolepis is the source of this 2498-nucleotide messenger RNA. RefSeq names its product immunoglobulin superfamily, member 5a (gene igsf5a). The record is from RefSeq and is a predicted model, not a curated record. The transcript has 13 exons. Bases 511 to 1494 code for a protein of 327 amino acids. Gene Ontology annotation, biological process: cell-cell adhesion. Lineage: Eukaryota; Metazoa; Chordata; Actinopteri; Cypriniformes; Cyprinidae.